CAACGCUGUUGCCGAGAGGAGUCCCUGGCGCAGGGAUGGAGAAGACGGCGCCACCUGCUGCCCCACUUACACCCCAAGACCUCCGUGUGUCCCCCAGCCGCGCCAAGAGCAAAGCGGAGAAGGAAGAGGAGCCCCCGCCUUUGGUGACAUCUCCCGUGGCCUCUUUGGGGGGCCUGGCCAACUCGGGGGUUUCGGCGACCCACAGCCACCCCACGCCAAGCGGUGGGGGGCGGAAGCAGGACUUGCGGCUGCCGAAGAGGAGACCCCCAGGGAAGCGCUACCAGUGCUCUGGGGACGGCUGUCGCCUCGCUUGCCGCAGCAUGAAGGAGCUGCUGGAUCACAUUCAGGUUCAUUAUCGGCCCACACAGUCGGUGGAGGGGAAGAUUUUCCGCUGUUCUUCUCCGGGCUGCUUAGAAUCUUUCCCCAACAUGCAAGUUCUCAUGGAACACAUAAAGGUGCACUACAAGCCGAACCGCUACUUCAAGUGUGAGAACUGCAUGACGCGUUUCCGGACGUACCGCUCUCUCUUCAAGCACCUCCACAGCUGCUCCUCGGCUGGAACUGCCGCUGCUGCCGACACCCCGCCCCUGGUGCCGGAGAAGCCUCUCCCGGAAAAGGACCCCCCCGGCAAGCUGCUGGAGGUCCUCCCCAAACUGCAGACGGUCAUCCAGCAGCUCAGGAAGGAAGCCAUCCUCCCCGGCGAGAUGGAGGCCCCACCGCCAGCCCCUGACCCGCUCCCUCCCGGCCCCCCGGGGCCCUUGCCUGUCCUGCCCCCAGGGCCCCACCCCUUCCCUCUGCUGGAGCCCUCCCUCUUUGGACCCCCGCCGCCCCUGGCCAGGUUUCCGGGGCCAGCUCCCCACACUCUCCCAGGACCCUUCCUGCCUUACGUCCAUCCUGGGAGCUACGCCUUGCCUCCGGCCGCCGUCCAGAGCCGCCUCCGGCCGUUCCUGCCGGGACAGGGACUCCCCAUCUCCAACGCCGUCUGGAAGAAAAGUCAGGGGCACUCCUCCAACAGCCGCAUUGUGUGGGAACACACACGGGGGCGCUACAACUGCCUGCAGUGCUCCUACUCGACGGCGUCGCGGGAGGAGGUCACUCAGCACGUCGAGGACCACCGCAAGAACCCCUCCCCGCCCGGGCGCCUGGACGGAGAAAUGGACUUUGGGGUGGGGCUCCCUUUGUUCCACCCCAGACUGACGCCGGAAGUGGAGAACACCCUCUUCUCACCGCUGUGAGGCUUCCACAGUGCUGACCCCCCCCAGACCCCCACCUUGUUUUGUCACCAUCACCGUCUUCAUCCCCCCUUUAAGGUGCAUUAAGGAUGGUGGGGGGGGGGUGUCCAGGCUCCUCCCCCCCCCAAAAGGGGGUAGAGGGUGCAGACACCCCCAAGAAGUCUUUCCUCUCCAAUCCCCCACAGAAUGCGUGCGCACAAAUGGAUGGUGUUUGAUGGGAAGGGGGUUGAAAUUUAAUUAUUAUUGAUAUUAAUUUAAUCUAGAACUUUUUCCAGUGCAUUCUUCUUUCCUCUUUAUUUCUCCCCCCCCCAAAAAAAAUGGUUUCUCUUGCUUUAAAGGCAAAAUGCUCAUUUCCCCCUGUUCUCUUGGUGAGGACACCUCCAGCCCUUCCUUCCCCAAAGCCGAUGGUCAGGUUUGCUCAGGUUUGUUAUAGUGGGCUAUUUGCUGCUUUUGCAAAAACAAACAAAAAACCAGAAAUAAAAUGGGAAUUGUACAGAAAA
Molecule: messenger RNA, 1732 nt
Organism: Lacerta agilis (Sand lizard)
Lineage: Eukaryota; Metazoa; Chordata; Lepidosauria; Squamata; Lacertidae
Gene: ZNF414
Product: zinc finger protein 414
Exons: 8
Coding region: 36-1235 (399 amino acids)
Source: RefSeq, a predicted model, not a curated record